GUGUGCGCCUGUCACCCAGAUGCAGAGGAAGGAAGAAGACCGUCCACAGACUACAGAUAGAGGAAAUCGUGACGCUUGUGCAGUAAUGGACCUGCGCUCUGAGCUCCUGAAGUCAAUCUGGUAUGGCUUCACUGCACUGGAUCUGGAGAGGAGUGGAAAGGUCUCCAAGUCUCAGCUGAAGGUGUUGUCACACAACCUCUGCACAGUGUUGUCCAUCCCUCAUGACCCAGUUGCUUUGGAGGAGCACUUCCGGGAUGAUGAUGACGGUCCAGUCUCCAGUCAGGGUUACAUGCCCUAUCUCAACAAAUACAUCCUGGAUAAGGUAGUUGAAGGUUCCUUCAACAAGGAAGAUGUGGAUGAGCUAUGUUGGACCCUAACAGCUAAGAAAAACUACAAACCUAACAGGAGUUCAACCACAGUUUUGGCCGAGAGGGAUGCAUUUCGGCUUUGGUGCCUUUUUAACUUUCUGUCGGAGGACAAGUACCCUUUGGUGAUGGUCCCUGAUGAGGUGGAGUACUUACUCAAGAAGAUAUGUGCAGCAAUGAGCGUUGAGCUAAAUUGUGUUGAACUGGAGGACUUACUCUCCCAAGAUGCAGUGCAACAGAAAGGCAUUACUGUUUGGUUUUUCUUGGAGAUGAUGGAUGCAGGAAAGCUGGCUAGAGGCAUUGAUAGGAGUGUCAUCAGUAUGGCUAUUGAAGAAGUAUACAGGGAGAUUGUUGGAGAUGUCCUCAAAGAGGGUUAUUUGUGGAAGAAAGGCCAACUCAGGAGAAACUGGAAAGAGCGUUGGUUUACUCUGAAGCCAGGCAACUUGUUGUACUACACUGGGGAGGACCGCAAGGAGUGCCAGGGCAAAAUUGCUUUGGAUAGUAACUGCUGUGUAGAGGUUCUGCCGGACCGCGAUGGUAAAAGGUGCAUGUUUUGUCUAAAAACGCUCUCCAAAUCAUAUGAAAUGAGCUCGUCAGACACCAAACAAAGACAAGAAUGGACAACAGCCAUUCAGACAGCUAUCAGGCUGCAUGUUGAGGGGAAGACGUCCCUGCACAAAGACUUGAAGCUGAAACGGCUCGAGCAGCGUGAGCAGCGUGAAAAGAGGCAGAGGGCCAAGGAGGAGGAGUUGCAGAGGUUGCGGGAUCUACAAGAAGAACGGGAGCGCAAGCUGGCUGAGCUGGAGCUUUUGAGGGAAGCGCAGAAACAGGCCCAAGUUCUCCUAGAGCAGGAUGAAGAGAGGAGGCGACAGCAACACGAGCAGCUCCAGCAGACCUUGGAAGUGCAGCUGCGAGAGGCCGAGGAGGUGCGAAUCAGUAUGCAGGCAGAGAUGGCUCUAAAAGAGGAGGAAGCAGAAAGGCACAGGAAGAGGAUCAGCGAGCUGGAGGAGAUGCAGAAACGACUGGAGGAGGCACUUCAGCAGGAGAUUCGAGCCAGGCUGGAUGAGGAAGCUUUCCGUUACGCUCAAGCAGGGUUACUUGCUGAGGAGGAAGAGAAAAUGAAGGCGCUGAUGACCCUGCAGGAGGAACAGGAAGAGUACAUCCUGAAGACACAGCGGGAGAAGGAGGAGCUACAGCAGGAGAUGGAAGCCAAGUCCCGGGCAUUGGAUGAGGCACAGAGGCAGCUGGAAGAGGUCCGGGCCAAUCGGCAUAGAGUUGACCAGGAUGUAGUGGCUGCUCAGAAAAAACUUCGCCAAGCAAGCACCAACGUCAAACACUGGAAUGUUCAGAUGAACAGACUGAUGCGACCCAUUGGACCUGGCGACAAAAGACCUUUGUCGGGAAGCUUGGUGCCAUCCUUCCAGAUUCCGAGCCAAAGAGAUCCCGGACUGCAUCUCAAAAGAUUUUCAGCAUCUGAGGAUCAAAACGAGGAAUGUAAAGAAAAUCUUAACGACAGCCAUGGUUGCGAUACAGAUAUUGAAAGACGCGAUUCCCACACUUCUAAUGGAGACCUGAACUUCCCCUAAAUCCAUGGUUCAUACUCUAGAUGAUUCAUGUCUACCCAAUCCUUUUUUUUCAUUAGAGGAGUAGGCAUUUAAAACUAGGUGACAGUAUCUGAGUGUUCAUCAGAUGUUUAACUAUGAAUACUGAAGUUAAAAACUUUUUGGGGGGUUUAUUUUUGUUAAUGUUUCAGCGAUGCACUGUAUCUGCAUUAUUAACCACUGAGCUCUGAAUAACUGUGAUGUUAACGCACUGGCUUGGAUGCCAUUGAUGUCCAAUCCAUUACAACUGCAAAUGGCUGAGAGUGAACUGAGUUAAAAUGCUAGUGAAUUUCAUCAUAAAAUACUCUCUACAGUCAUACAUUCAAAUUGGUAACUUUUUACUAGUGUGUGCACCGAUACCAUUUUUUGGCCCCGAUACCUGGCUGUGCAGUAUAACUUUUUAUUGCAUACAUGGUAUGGGUGACAAUAGUUAAAUACACCUUUGACUCUCAAAGGCCAAAUUAGUGCUAAAUUCGUGAAAUUAAAACAUUCAUAAUACUAGCCCAUCAGUAAGAACGUAAAAAUACAAUGAAUGAACUGAAAAAACUUUUUUAAGCCCUGAGUUUUGGCUCUCAAAGGCCAAACAGUGCAACUUUCAUGAAAUUAUAAGUAAUAAUAAUUGACCACAGCGUCCUGUCUCUCUAUUAUCCUCCCUUUCUGUGCACCAGCAGCAACACGCACUUAGCCACUUAGCUUAGCUUACUUCUACAGCACUACAAUGUGUUCCAUAUUGAACCAAUACAGAAUAUACUGUACAUAUGAAUAGAUACAUUUCUAUGCAUUUUAGGUGUUUUGGGGAUGUCCCUUUUUUUCGUCGCCUGUACAGCUUUGGGCGGGAGGGCGGCGUCCCAUAUCUCUAUUUCUGAAAGGUGGCAACCCUACUUUGGAAACAUGUCUCAAAUUACUGCGGCAUUUCUUUCGGUAAAAGACAAUAAAAGUAAAGAAGACGAGAUGAACUGACCAGGGAUUGAUGCUCUGGUCCAGCCCCCUUCUUCUGGACAGCAGUUCUGCUGUUGCAGCCUCAAACUCUUUGUGUUGGUUCACAUGUUUCGUCUUCAAAUGUUUUAUUGGGUCCAAGGUAUUGAAACUGGCCCAUUUGACUCCACCCCUCGAAACCUUUCCGCAAAUCUUGCAUGCAGCUAUUGAUUGUAAUCGAUGGAAUUUCUAUGCUGAAAUAUUUCCAGACCGCCGCCAUUUCUCCUGGUUUGUUUUUCCUCCAUAUGAAAAAGCUGCCCCGGCAUUGGUUAAGAGCAGCUAUUGGCCCGCUCUCACUGGUCUGGAGCAGGCAAAUAGCGAUAGCUGCCUGGCAUGCAAAGAAAUCACGUGUCAUCACACAACACAGAGACAGAGUGUAGUGAGCGUCAGAAGGAAAAAAGGCUGUGGUCAAGUGUGACAAUACUGGACCGGUAAAUGGUAUCGGCGCCUUAUUUGUUGAUACUCGCCGACACCGAUACCACCAUUUCGUGCCGGCCCCCCCCCCCCCCCCCCCCGCCGAUACUGGUAUUGGUAUCGGUGCAUCAGUACUUUUUACUUUUCAAGAUGAUAAUUUACAUAUUUUUAAUGUUACACAAUACACAAUGUCACUUUACUUUCAUCGUCAACUUGACAAAACUAUGAGGAAACAAACCUUAAACGUACAUUCACAUGAUGAAAUGAGACUCGACUGUAUCUGCAAUGGCUGUUUUUUCAGUCAGUGAAGAUGGUGAAGAUUGGUCAAGUGACAUAACAGUUAGCAGCUAAAAGUGUGAACAAGAAAGUGCAUGAAGGAACAAAAGAAUGAUGAAGGGGACCAGUGUACAUAAAGUAGCACAUCGCCAAGUUUAUAGUUAUUCCUGCAACUAAUGAAUGGUGUUUUUAGGGUCCAUGACAUUCCUAAUAACUCACCAAUGUUUGCAAACAUCUAUAUCGUUGUGUAAAUAACUGUACAAAUGCAAUAGCCACAAUUCAACCGGUGAGUGGAAAUGGGAAAAUAGGGGAUAAAAAAUAAAAAAGCAAAAAUGACCACAAUUAUCAGUUUCACUGGUUAAGUCUCAGGAACCAAAGUGUAACAGGAAAUCAGCCUUUUUAAUUUCAAGCAGCCAGUUCAGGUGAAUUGUAACUGCGAUUGGAGACAGCCAUUGUUGUGGUUUUAUGGUGGUUCCAAGGUUUGACUUUUUAAACGGACCUGUUCAUACAUGUUUUCAGCUUCAGUUUUCUUCAUUUUCAAAGCACUUGUUUUUUAGUUGUAUUUAGGACCACAAUGUAUCUGUUGUUGGAUAGAUUUUGUAUUUUCAAAGUGCAAAAGAGAAUGACUGCAA
This is a messenger RNA of Corythoichthys intestinalis (scribbled pipefish), 4263 nucleotides long. RefSeq names its product differentially expressed in FDCP 6 homolog. Lineage: Eukaryota; Metazoa; Chordata; Actinopteri; Syngnathiformes; Syngnathidae. Gene Ontology annotation, cellular component: nucleus; cytoplasm. The record is from RefSeq and is a predicted model, not a curated record. The coding region runs from base 20 to 1951 and encodes 643 amino acids. The transcript has 11 exons.